Homarus americanus (American lobster) is the source of this 1878-nucleotide messenger RNA. RefSeq names its product protein couch potato-like. Lineage: Eukaryota; Metazoa; Arthropoda; Malacostraca; Decapoda; Nephropidae. The record is from RefSeq and is a predicted model, not a curated record. Gene Ontology annotation, molecular function: mRNA binding.
GUGGGCUGCCAGGGCUCAUAGCUCAGGCCAGGUGGGGCCGAGUGACCCCUACUGCUCCCAACUCCCCCAACCUGUACCUGGAGGGGCGGAGCAUUUCUCCUUGCUUUCCACAUCCUGACCCCGCCCACCACGCACCACCGUACAUUCACCUCUCCUCUAAGAAUCGGUUAUUAAGGCUCAUUAUGUGUCUCCUAUUAAGCUAUAAUAGAAUCUAAUAGAAUCUGGGUCUAAUUAAAAAGAAAACGUAGGAAGUACGCAAGUAACAAAACAAUAGCAAACUAUUCCGGCAGGUAAUCCAUCCAACUCCGCUUCCCCUGUGGCUUGGUGGGCGGGACGAUGUGACGUCACAGUCCGCACACACCUGAGCACCCGGCCUCUGUCUCAGGCAGUCCGUGUGUGUGGGUGAAGCGAGAAAGUCACGUCCUUACGUUUCUGUGACUUUAUUUCUUCUUUUCGUCCUCUCCUCCUCCCUGUACCACACAGCGAGCACCACAACAGCACAGCACACAGCACGAUGACCAGCGUGACCAUGGAGAACAGCAACGCACUGUCCCAGAGCAUGGACUCCGUGAACACAACAGCAGCUGAAGAGGAGCAGUUCUGUCCUUUAUCCCAGGUGCGGACGCUGUUCGUCAGUGGACUCCCUAUGGAUGCUAAGCCCCGCGAGCUGUACCUUCUGUUCAGAGCCUAUGAGGGCUAUGAGGGGUCGCUACUGAAGGUGACCAGCAAGAAUGGCAAGACCGCAUCACCGGUGGGGUUCGUGACCUUCAGCACGCAGGCUGGUGCUGAGGCGGCCAAGCAGGACCUGCAGCAAGGCGUGCGGUUUGACCCGGACAUGCCGCAGACCAUCCGACUCGAGUUUGCUAAAAGUAACACCAAAGUUAGCAAGCCCAAGCAGCAGUCUCCCCCCGCGGCCGCUCCCCACCCCACUCUUGUUGCCUUCACCGGACACCUCGGUGGGAUGGUGGGUGGGAGACGUGUGGGGCGUGGUGACGAGUACCUGGGUCCACCUCCUCCUCCUCCCUUCCUCUUGGCCCAGCUGCAGCAGUGCAUCGGCCACCAGCUCAACCCUGCAUUCUUCCCUGGUGCACCCGACGUUUGGCCUCACCCCCUGGCCUACACCGCCGAGCUGCCGGGCUCAGCUGCAGCGGCGGGCCUCCAGCACCACCCAGCUCUGUUCCCAGCCCUCCACGCUCAAGUCCCACCUCCACUAGCGCUGCCUUACGCACCCAUGGUGUCUCAUGCAGCAGGGGUGGUGAUGCCUUCGCCCGCCCUCGCCUCACCUGCUGGCUCGCCCCAUUCGGCCCACCCGGCAGCCCCUCAACAUCCCGCCGCACCCCACAAUCCUCCCUGCUCUACACUUUUCAUCGCAAACCUUGGCCCAAAUGUCGCCGAGCAUGAACUCAAGGAUAUCUUCUCCAGCUGGGUGAACUGGGAGCACCCGGGAUUCGAACUACCAACCCCUGGAACAGGAGGCGAUCGCUGUAUCCACUCCACCGCCGUGCUCCUAAAGUAAAGGACACAAGACUGAAACUGAUGGAGCCACGACCUGCAGCCCACAUGGAGCGCCUGGCAUCAUAACUGUGCUAGCCUAGGAAUCUUUCCUCCUGGUUCUAUACAUCAUAUAGCCAUCAUUGCAGGGUCAAGAUGAUAAUGAAAAUUUUCAGGAGGAAAAAUUGUCUACAAGAUUGAAUUUAAACUAAAGACAUAGUUUAUCAAAGAUCAGACAAAGCAAACUGUUUCUUAAUGAUGAUUCAGUCAAGGUUAAAAUUUCUAUUACCAACUGCAAGUGUAUUUGUUAAAUAUAAAUGAAACGGAGUUUGGAAAAUUUUGAUUUCCAGUUGUGUGUGUGUAUAUAUAUAUAUAUAUAUAUAUAUA